Molecule: messenger RNA, 1055 nt
Organism: Asparagus officinalis (garden asparagus)
Lineage: Eukaryota; Viridiplantae; Streptophyta; Magnoliopsida; Asparagales; Asparagaceae
Exons: 2
Coding region: 213-920 (235 amino acids)
Source: RefSeq, a predicted model, not a curated record
AAAAAAAAAAGUUUGCAGAGUCUUUUACGAAGCGGAACAGAGAGAGAUCAUUCGGGAAUAAUCCUAUCUGGGUUCGACGCUCCUGAAUUUAUUUGUACUCCGCGAUCCGCAAACCCCAAGCAAACGAAUCCCUCCUCACGAAAAAUCCCUACUUUUUUCCUCUUCGUCUUCCCCCCGAGCAAUGCUCUGCUGCUUCUGCUGAUGCUACAUCAAUGGAAACCAUAAGCAGCAGCUUCAACAACCCCCUCCUCCUCUCUCUCCCCGUCCCCUCUCCCCAAAACCCUAAACCCCAGCUCCCCUCCAACCUCAAAACCCUGGUCCUCAAAAAGCUCCAAUCUUUCUCCAAUGGCGGCCUCCCCUCCGCCAGCAUCUUCAACCAGAACCUCCUCAAGGGCAGCAGCAUCGGCAGUUUAGUCAUGAGCACAAGCGCCGCCGUGUCGGUAUCCAGGGCGAAGGUCAGCCCUUUCCUGGGCACGCUGGCGGGAAACCCUACUUUUGUCUCUGGGCUUGUCGCUUGGGUCCUCGCGCAGUCCAUGAAGGUGUUCUUGAACUUCUUCGUCGAGAAAACGUGGGAUUUUGGGAUGCUUGUGAGCUCCGGCGGGAUGCCGUCGUCGCAUUCGGCGCUGUGCACGGCGCUGACGGCCUCGGUGGCGCUGUGCCAUGGGGUUGGGGAUUCCCUGUUUCCUGUGUGUUUAGGGUUUAGUUUGAUUGUUAUGUAUGAUGCCAUUGGGGUCAGAAGGCACGCCGGGAUGCAAGCUGAGGUACUAAAUAAGAUUAUCGAGGACUUGUUUCAAGGCCAUCCUAUCAGCCAAAGAAAACUUAAAGAGCUCCUUGGUCACACUCCAUCCCAAGUAAUUGCCGGAGCUCUUCUGGGCAUUGUGGUUGCUUAUGUCUGCUGUCAAGGCAUUUGUGCCAUUUGAAAAUUUCAGCAUCAGGUACACAACAUGAGUAGAAUGCUAGCUUCAAUCGAUACCGUACCAGUGUACAAUUACUUAUUCUUUUUAACAUCCUCAAUUUGUUUGGAACCAUCAUAGUGAUCGUCUCCUUGGAAAUUC